This is a messenger RNA of Dothidotthia symphoricarpi CBS 119687, 449 nucleotides long. RefSeq lists its product as uncharacterized. NCBI's taxonomy places the organism in Eukaryota, Fungi, Ascomycota, Dothideomycetes, Pleosporales, Dothidotthiaceae. The record is from RefSeq and is a predicted model, not a curated record. The transcript is spliced from 4 exons. The coding region runs from base 114 to 368 and encodes 84 amino acids.
GGGGACGCAACAGACAUUUGCGGUGCCUAACCCAAGUCUUGUGCCAGUCUUCCCCUGCGUUCAGCGAAAGCUUGUUCAUCCACUAGAUCCAAAUCGAAAAUCAACGUAUUGACAUGUUCUUUCCCUUCUUCUACUGUAACUCGGACUUCGACAGUCCAGCCAUCGACCACCAAAACGAUCACAGUGACGCAGACUGUUUCCUUGAGAAGGCCGACCACCAUACAGCGGAGUGUACAGAAAACCGUUACGAGCACAUCUAUUUCUCACACUCCACUCGUCCAGACAAACACGCAGACAGACCAGACGACAGUUAUCUUACCUACAACCUUGACGAUCACUGCAAGCGUCACAUAAACAAUCGCGUCUAAUUCGUUAAUACCUUACCAACAAGAGACCUGCAAUGUGCUUUCGAAACUAAAGAGAAACCGACGGAGCUACAAUAGGCGAGA